UUUUCUAUUAUUAUUCCAAUGAUUUUGUAAUCUUUUUCCGGAAUCUAAAAAUACGAUUUUGUGUGGAUUGCUUAUCUAGCGCCAUAUUGUAUUAUCGAUAGUAAAUAAUGAUGUACAAACUUAGGAUUUAUUGAAAGUAGAUCUGACUGACAUACAUAUUCCUGGAGGAUUCGAUACAAUCGAUCAUGUGAGCCAUUAUAAGGAACCAUUAUAAGGCACAUAAGGAUGAAGAAUGGCGAUGUAUAAAUAAAAGAAAAUCCGUUUGGCCAGAAUGUAAAACUGAAAAUUUGAUCGAAAUUAUGAAUUUAAUGAAAUGUUUUAAUUCGUCGGGGAUAUUUACACGUGAUUUUAUCGGCUGAAUUUAUUAUUCGAACCAGAUAAAUAUGUAUUUUCAUCCGAGUGUAACGUAUCUAUAGUACUUAUCAGCGAGAGCGAUCAAAGUUUGUUCGUUUCAUUCUAGUCUGUAGGUACGAACAGUCAUAAUGUCAUCGUUAGGCAACUAUCAAAUUGUACUCAUAGUGCUUCUGCUUCUGAACUUUAUCUUUUGGAUUUUGGUCAUUUGUUGGAGAAUAUUGCUUAACAAAAACGAAUUUCGGCUUUCGUCCAGGAGACCAACGGGGAACGACAAUCGCAGUUUCACGCACCCAAACGAAGAUGUAAACCAAACAGACCCACAAAGUUAUCCAUAUUCUGUCAGCUACAAUGUGGAAGAAGAUCUUCCACCUUCUUAUGAAGAAGCCCUCAAACUUCCUAAAACCACGGUCCUUCCAUUCGGCCAAUUAACUGUUCCUUCUCAUUCGAACACUCAGAACAAUCCGGCACUCAGGACAUCUUGAAACAUCAGAUUUGGUACAGUGCAUGCCUUGGAUAAAUUAUCUGAAAGACUAUAACGCGAUUGAGGAUAGAGAAAUCAAAUUCAUACAUUUAGAUAUUAAGAUUAUUUGAUAUUAAUUAAAAGUAACAAACAGAUGAUUUCGCUUCUCAGAAAUUAGUUAUUUAAUGUUUUUGAAUUUUUCCAUUGAAAACUUUAAUGUAAUCUUUUCAAAGAGUUUGCUUAAAGCAAUCGUUUUCCUCAAAAACUGUAAUUUAUUAUAUUUUAAAAAGUUCAUUGAAAGGAGAAAAAUGAUGCACUUAAUAAUAUUUUUAAAUUUAAUAAGUUUCUUGUCAUCCAUUUUUGAAUAAUUUCAUUCUAUAAAGGUAUUUGAUUUUUACUAAUAAGUGCAAAAAACUACAGAGCGUAAUGUAACAAUAUGCUAGUUUUCAUUUUAUUAAGGCUGAAAUAGAAAGUUACAGACAGUAUGUACUAUACACAUGAGUAUUGAGGAUCCGAUAUUCCACUUUUUGAAGGGACUACACAAUUCUUGAUGGUACAGUAUAGUAACGAGUCGAUGUCGCUUCAAAGAAAGUUUUCUUCAUUUUUUAACUAUCCGCUCUGUGGGCACCAAGAGGGCAUUUUCCAUACUUGUCGUGGGUUCGACUAGCCUAGGGUGGUGAAGGAUGGGGCCUGACAUAUCUAGGAUAAAUCUUUGCGGUUGCUCGCCCGGAUUCGAUGAUCCCCAGAGCAGUCUGUCAAUCGCAAAAAUACUUUUAUAUGUAUGAACGAAAGGUGACAUUAAAGAUCUGCACUUUUAAAAUAUAAAAGCAUACAAAUAUUAAAAAUUGUAUAAAAUAUUUUUGAAGUUACGUGGCAUUUCUAUGUGCAGUUUGGGGCACAGUAAUAUGCGCGCACCAUUGAGAACCAUUGAUCCACCAAUGGAGAUGACGUCGAUUAAAGGAUAUGAUUGUAAUUCGUAUUUUUUCAUAAGUCAGCGAUCAUUUAUAAAGUAAAUCGUACAUCGAAAUUUAUACAUUCCAAACAACAAUUUCAAUUAUAGAGAAUUUAUCUGAAUAAAUUAUUUAUAUGCAAUGAUGUCACUUUGGAAUAAUCUAUUUAUGAAAUUUUCAAGCAUUUAAAAAUGCAAAGAGAAAUCAUCGAAUAAAACAAAAUUUAAAUCAUAGAAAGGGAUAAUUUAAACUCAAAUUCUAUCUCAAAUAUAAUUCAUUUCAUUAAAAUGGCAGAGUUUCUAACUACAACGUAACAAUAAGUCAGCUAUUUAUGCUAAGAUGUCGAUCGGUAUAUGUAAGAUAGCUUUAUGCAAAUAAUGUAAGUGAAGAGUGUAGAAACUCCAAUACACAAUGAUUAAUAUGGCUAGACGAGAAAGCGAAAAGCUUUAUUUGUGCAAGAAUUAAAUCCUGACGAUGGUUAUGAGCCAAAGCUCGCCAGUUGGCAACUUCCAAUGUUUCUUCGUUAGAGCAUGUAAUGUAUUUAUAAGUAUAAAUUUGAACAUAAAGGUA
Centruroides sculpturatus (bark scorpion) is the source of this 2334-nucleotide messenger RNA. RefSeq lists its product as uncharacterized. The coding region runs from base 483 to 836 and encodes 117 amino acids. Lineage: Eukaryota; Metazoa; Arthropoda; Arachnida; Scorpiones; Buthidae. The record is from RefSeq and is a predicted model, not a curated record. The transcript has 3 exons.